CAGCUUCCCAAUAAAAGCCAAAAGGAAGGGCAACCCCUUUUAAUAUCCCUCUACAUCCCUCGCGCUUAUCGUCACGCGCUUAUCGCCCCUUGUUUUCACUCCGUCCGCUUUUCAACAUCCCACCAUAUCGAGGUCAACUUUGCGCUCUUCCUCAUACUUGGCUUUGUCGCUCUCAUCGGAUUCUCUCUUACUCUCUUGCGCUGGCAGAAUCUGCUGCUAACUUUCAUCGUGGCUAGUGACAAAUCGAAAUCCGAGUCUGUUCUCCUAUCCGCCAUUGGCCUUGUCGCAUUUUGA
Messenger RNA from Penicillium crustosum, 294 nucleotides. RefSeq lists its product as uncharacterized. NCBI's taxonomy places the organism in Eukaryota, Fungi, Ascomycota, Eurotiomycetes, Eurotiales, Aspergillaceae. The record is from RefSeq and is a predicted model, not a curated record. The transcript has 2 exons. The annotation marks the transcript as partial.